AAUUUAUCAUUCGUUCAAAUUUAUUUUUUUCAUUCAUUCGGAAAAUAUUUGCGUCUUUGUUGGAUUACUGUGUUGUGAAUUUGUAAACAAAAAAUUAUCAAUUUAGAAAACCCACAAUGUCUUCACCGUUAGAAAAUCUGGAAACCCAGCUUGAAAUGUUUAUAGAGAAUGUGCGACAGAUUCGCAUUAUUGUAAGCGAUUUCCAACCUCAGGGCCAAAGUGUUUUGAAUCAAAAAAUUCAAUCGCUGGUAACAGGCUUGCAAGAAGUGGACAAGUUGAAGUCGCAAGUUCAUGACAUUCAUGUUCCCACAGAAGUAUUUGACUACAUCGAUCAAGGUCGAAACCCUCAGCUAUACACAAAAGACUGCAUUGACAAAGCCCUUGCCAAAAAUGAGGAGGUCAAAGGGAAAAUAGACUCGUACAAACGAUUCAAGAGCCAUCUGCUUCAAGAACUAUCGAAGACUUUCCCUAACGAGAUUGCCAAGUACAAGGCUGUUAGAGAAUAAAAUAAUAUUUAAUUAAGCUAAGACUGGAAUACAAAUCUUAUUAAUUUUAAUUUAUAACCUUUUUAAUAGUU
Molecule: messenger RNA, 577 nt
Organism: Ostrinia furnacalis (Asian corn borer)
Lineage: Eukaryota; Metazoa; Arthropoda; Insecta; Lepidoptera; Crambidae
Gene: MED10
Product: mediator complex subunit 10
Exons: 3
Coding region: 117-506 (129 amino acids)
Biological process (GO): regulation of transcription by RNA polymerase II
Cellular component (GO): mediator complex
Molecular function (GO): transcription coregulator activity
Source: RefSeq, a predicted model, not a curated record